Messenger RNA from Lactuca virosa, 420 nucleotides. Lineage: Eukaryota; Viridiplantae; Streptophyta; Magnoliopsida; Asterales; Asteraceae. The record is from the annotation of a GenBank genome assembly.
AUGGAUCCACCUAUGGCACGGGAGAAUGACGGUGGUGAACUUAGUUCGUCGGCUUCACAGGAAAACCAAAACGCUCAAGAUCCGUCGGUAGAGGUGGAGAACAGAGAAGACGAUUCAUCUGCAAAGAAAUCUAAGGACGCAAACGGAGAAGAAAGUAACAUUGACAUUGAAACAGUUGAGAAAACCAAGAGCUCAAAUGCUGAACAGACAACUGAUAAAGUUGAAGAGGUGGAGAUUUCCCCCAUUGUUGAUCCAGUUGAUGAAACCAAGAACGAAGAGACACAAGAAUCAGUUCCAGCAAUUGAACCAAUGCCUGAAACAACAGAAACACCAUUAUUGCCUUUUCUUUUCUUUCCGUUCCGUAUCACUGAUUCCAAUCCACGGAACUUCACCAUGAUUUCAAAGAUGUAUACAUCUUAG